This is a messenger RNA of Ooceraea biroi (clonal raider ant), 1967 nucleotides long. RefSeq lists its product as uncharacterized. The record is from RefSeq and is a predicted model, not a curated record. Gene Ontology annotation, biological process: sensory perception of smell; detection of chemical stimulus involved in sensory perception of smell. NCBI's taxonomy places the organism in Eukaryota, Metazoa, Arthropoda, Insecta, Hymenoptera, Formicidae. Gene Ontology annotation, cellular component: plasma membrane. Gene Ontology annotation, molecular function: olfactory receptor activity; odorant binding.
UGUGACCUCAUAGUUAUGUCAAAUAAGAAUAAAAUAACUCAACGGAUAUUCAUAUUGCAAGAUCCGAACAUCCUUUUCUUGAGAGCACACGAAACAAAGUGGAGCGUGUGAAAGUGCAGCGUAAAAAGAGACUCGAAUACGCUUGCACCGACUAUGAGAAGCCACAGCAUAAAAAUAUUUCCUGGGAAAUAAACAUCUGUUAUAUUUUCUUCGGUGUCAAAUCGAUCGCUCUUGAAUUAUUGAUAUCCCCUCUUGCAAAGAUAUCAAAUUACGCGCUCUCACCUAGUAUUUUGUACCACCUUCCAUUAUCCCCAUACAUUUAUAUCAAAUUAAAUAAUUUCAUAUCAUCAUGUCAUUUAUGCAGGAAGAGGGAUCCUAAAACAUUCUAUCAACUUAUGAGACAGGGACCGCGUACAAUUCAUAAUUUGAAUACUCGCAGAAUGACAGUCUAUAUCGUAUUGCAACAUUUUAAUCUUAACCGAAUUCUCUUACUUAUAGUUGGUUUAUGGCCUUUCCAGCGAUCAAAACUAAUUCAACUUCAGUUAAUGUUAUUUUCCGGUAUUCUAACAACUUUUGUUGUAUUCCAGUUUACAACGUUCCUAAAAUUUGAGUGUACUACAGAUUUUGUUCUCAACAUCUUGUCUUCCUCAUGUUUAUUUUCAUGCGGACUUAUUGAAUAUAGCGCUUUCUGGAUUAAUAACGAUAUUAUAAAACAUGCGAUAAAGAAGCUUCAGCAUAUGUGUAAUGAGCUACAAAACGAAAAUGAAAUUGCUAUUAUAAAAAAGUAUGGUGAUAGAGCCAAAAGCUUAACGAAGAUAUUCACGAUGUUCGCCAUGUGUUGUAUAUUUAGUGCAAUUUUUCUUCAAAUUUGGACGCAUCUAUAUUAUACGGAUAUGUCCAUCAAUACAUCUCGGUCGCUUCGUACAAUGUACAUCAUGACAGAAUAUUUUAUUGAUCGAGAAAAAUAUUGCUAUUUUAUCAUGUUAUAUGAAUAUGCAGCUUAUUGCAUAGCAGGAUUCGCUGCUGUAGGAACAGGAACAAUGCUCUUAGCAAUCCUUCAACAUAUGUGUGGAAUGUUUAGCAUCGUCAGUUUCCGCAUCGAGCAGGCUGUGACAACCAAUAUGCUAUCAGAUCUAAAUCAACAGAAUCAGACUAUAAUUUGUAAGAAGAUCGUUGAUGCAAUAGACAUUCAUCGCAAAACCAUGGAGUUCUGUAAUUUUUUAACAUCCAAUUUUGAAGGAUCAUUCUUUUUUCUAAUACUAGUUGGAAUGAUUUGCUUAGCUAGCAGUCUCGUGCGAGUGGUGUCAUCUAUCAGUGAUAUGAAACAAAUUGUGAUACCAGUUAUAAGUAUAAGUAUUUGCUAUGUAUAUUUGUUUAUAUCUAAUUAUGCUGCACAGGAAGUUAUGGAUCACAAUAAUCGUAUAUUUGACACAGCGUACAACGUUCAAUGGUACGCUGCUUCUGUACGCAUACAGAAAAUGAUAUUAUUUCUUCUGCAAAGGGGCUCUAAAGCUUUUAAUUUGAAUCUUGGUGGAUUAUUUAUUGGAUCUGUGGAAAGUGCUGCUAUGCUGAUGAGUACUUCAAUAUCUUACUUCACAUUUUUAUAUUCGACACGUCAAGAUUAACAUCGUAAUGCAGUACUCAAAAAUAGUUUCAUGCUUAUUACAACUUGAGCACAAUCAUAUGUUCUGCUUAAGAAUUUCAUUUGUAAAAUUGCCAAUUUCAUAGAAGGAAAUUCUAAUCAAAAUAAUUAAUAUCACAAUUUGAGUGUUCAAAAACUGUUUUUCAUAAAAGUAUACUUUAUUGAUAAUUUAAAGUUCACAAUGUGUGUUAAGCAUAGUAUUUUGAAAUUUUAUCGGAAUAUGUAAUUUGGUAAUUAUGCAGAAAAGAUUACACCUCGUGGAUCUUCUUCUUUUUAAUAUAUAUUAUGUUUAAUAUAUGUUUUUAAUAUAUGUUAUGAUAUGUUC